UCCUCGAGCUGUGUACACUGUGACACACACACACACACACACACACACCACACCGCCUCAUAGCUUUCAGCGGCUGCUUCAGUCACUGUCACACAGGGAGACACUGCUACACUGUCAGCCUCUCCACACACACACACACACACACACACACACACCACCGAGAUCCGGGAGCCGCUCCACACCGAGGACCGACACACGGAAAAGUAUCCUGUCCGCGGAGGGACGCAGGGCGGCUGCUGGAGCUGGUGCCGGAGCAGAGCAGAUUUUUCAAGGUGUUAGCUUUACUUUAACAGGCUUCUUCACCCGGCACCUCACCGCCGGACUGACAACAGCUGCUCACGGCCCGAGAGCUGAGAGGAAAGCGACUUUCUUCCGUCAGAAGAUGGCUUCAACUGACUCGCGGCUCCAGCAGCAGCCCUCCCAGAAGGAUGCGGCCGACCAGAACUUUGACUACAUGUUCAAGCUGCUGAUCAUUGGCAACAGUAGCGUGGGAAAAACCUCCUUCUUGUUUCGCUACGCAGACGACUCCUUCACCUCUGCCUUCGUCAGCACUGUGGGCAUCGACUUCAAGGUCAAGACCGUCUUCCGCAAUGACAAGAGGAUCAAGUUGCAGAUCUGGGAUACAGCAGGACAGGAGCGCUACCGCACCAUCACCACAGCCUACUACAGAGGAGCCAUGGGCUUCCUGCUCAUGUAUGACAUCACCAACCAGGACUCCUUCAACGCCGUUCAGGACUGGGCGACGCAGAUCAAGACGUACUCGUGGGACAAUGCUCAGGUGAUCCUGGUCGGUAACAAGUGUGACCUGGAGGACGACAGGCUUGUACCCACAGAGGACGGCCAGCGGCUGGCAGAGGACCUUGGUUUCCAGUUCUUCGAGGCCAGCGCGAAGGACAACAUCAACGUGAAGCAGGUGUUUGAGCGUCUAGUGGACGUCAUCUGUGAGAAGAUGAAUGAGAGCAUGGAGGGAGACAUGAACCUCGUACCCAACCACAGGAACCAGGCCCUUAAGGACUCACCUUCAGAGAGCCACGGGGGCUGUGCUUGCUAAACCAUCUGCCCUCACACCGGCUCCCCCAACACACACACACACACACACUCACACACACUGAUACUCAUACACGAAGACCUUCCUUCUCUGUGCCUCAACCAUGUAAAGUGCCGCACCUCUUCCUCUCUCGUCACUGCCGCUCCGCUUUGUCCACACAGCCCAGCAUGAACCGAAGGGCAGCUAGCUGAGAUAAUCUUCAUCAGUGCUGUCAGACCCCUCUCCUCCCUAGGCCUGUCUGUCUGUCAGGCUUUUACCUUAAAGAGGCCCACUUCCUGUCUCCGCUCUGUGGUGAGCUGAUAGUCCACUAAAACCUGCCCUGUGUUCUGUCCACCCCCGACAUCACCCACCUUGACCACUGCUGCUACAUGAGCAUUUUAAAGUCAGAUAUUUGUGCAGAUAACUCGAAGCUAGUGAUGCCCAAUAGUGUCUGUAGACGGCUGUACUUUUAGCAUCCAUUGUUUUGUUUGAGAUUCAUACAGCACAUGUGCUUAGGUUGCAGCUUUGUACAGCACACUGGAAAUGAUGUACGUCUCAGAAAAGGGCAUAUUGAACUAUGUGAGGAUUAAAGGAACAGAUCCACAUUUUGGGAAAGAGGCUUAUUUGCUAUCUUGUUGCUAUCUUGAUACGACUCUCAUGUCUGUGUGCUAGAAUUGAAGCUACAGCUAGCAGUCGGUUAGCCUAGCUUUGCAUGAAGACUGUUUUUUUUUGUUUGGAUUCACAAACAAAGUCAUCCAUUUCCAUUUUGGUACCUUUGGAGCACGGUGGUUAGCAUUGUCGCUUCACAGCAAGAGGGUCCUCUGUGCAGAGUUUGCAUGUUCUCCCUGUGUCAGCGUGGGUUUCCUCCAGGUGCUCCAGCUUCCUCCCACAGUCCAAAGACAUGCAGGUUAAUUGGUGACUCUAAAUUGUCCGUAGGUGUGAAUGUGAGUGUGAAUGGUUGUCUGUCUCUAUGUGUCAGCCCUGUGAUAGUCUGGUGACCUGUCCAGGGUGAACCCUGCCCUGUUUCCAGUCUUUACGCUAAGCUAAGCUAAGCUAAGCUAAGCGUCUUUAGCUUCAUAUUUGCUGUACAGAUGUGAGAGCGGUAUCAGUCUUUAAAAUAAAUCAGAUUUUAUCAAAUGUUGAGUACACUCAGAAUUUAAGUUUUCUCUUUCUUUAAAGGAAUAGUUCGCCUGCAAAAUGACCAUUUGUAUAUUAGUGACUCACGUGUGUUACUGUGAGUUUGCAAAGACAGCUUUUCUCACACGCCUCCACGGUGAGCAGAGAAUCCUAAAAACGGCAAACAUCCUUCAUGAAUUGAAGUAAACGUGUAUGAGCAACAAACAUAUAUCACACAGCAUGUGUACAACAAUCAAAGUCUCAUUUAUCCAGUUAUAUGCUGAGUACUUACCAAACACAUUCAGGUCUGUUUGGACAGAGUUCAAACCAAGCAGCAGCCUCUGGGGCUGAAAAAUGAAGCCAACAUGGAAGUGUCAAAAACUGCAGUUGUCUGAACGGCCGAUUGAGGCUGGCUCCAAAAGCAUGUCAGUCCCAACAGACCCCCAUGUUAAGAUAACCAACUUUACAGCAGAAAUAAAUGUUUAGAGCCUGGCAAAAAAACACUUUGGGGGUGCCCAGUAGCUCGGCUGGGAGAACAGGCGCCCAUGUGUAAAGACCAUGUCCUUGCUGCAGUGGCUGCAGGCUCAAUCCAACCUUUUGGUCUCUGCAGCUAAUUUCAACAUUCAUGACAACUGUACAAGGGGCUUUUUUAAUAGGGCUUUUUGCCUUUAACUGAAAGCACAGUUAGCAUCAAAGGGGGAAAGAGGGGGAACGACAUGCAGCAAAGGGCGACAGGUUGGAGCCAAACCCGCGGCAAGGACAAGGCCUUUGUACACAGGCCACCUGCUACACCAGGUGAGCCCCAGGGAGAUCACUUUUAUAUAACUCACCUGUUUACACUUUAUUCAGGCUUCGGUUGUCUGUCAAUAGUGUCCUCGGUUCCUCCACAGCUCCACCCUCUCAUCCAAAUAUGGUCUCUUCUGGCUCCAAAACACCAACAUGGCGACCGCUAAAUUUGCCAAACUUGAUGCUUCAAAACAGGAGUCCACAAACCAACGGGUGAUGUCACAAUAGCUACGACCAUUAUUUUUGUGGUUCACAUGCACACGCGUGCCCAUGCACGCUAGUCGGCUGUGCAUGAGGCAGUUUGUAAUGAUGUGUUUACAAAGUCUCCGCAGCUCAUGCAGUAUAACCCAAGUCUCAUGUAACCAGUCAUAUACUCAACACUUCCCAAAACAAAAAUAUAUUUUGCAAACGGAUGGUUUUGCUGGUGUUAAACACAGUCCCCCGGUGACUUCAAUUCAUGAAGAAUGUUUGCUUUUUUUGGAUUCUUCGUUCAUCGUGGAGGCGUGCGAGAAAAACAGAGUUAUUUUCACAAAUUCGAGGUAACUUUGCAGCGAACAACUGAAACACAAAUGCUGACUUUGCAGGAGAAGUGUUCUUCUAAAUAUGGACAUGUCAGUGCAGUGAAGCUAAGGAAAACAAAUAUAUUCGUUAACGUUGUUUUUCGGGUUAAAGUCAUUAUCAGGUGCUGAUGACUCGACACUGUAUCCACCCGAGAUGAUUUCUCUGUUGUGAGAUGUGAGGUCAGUUAUGAAAAGCAUAAACAAUGAUGAAGAGAACCUACCACGUGUCAUUGUGAACCUCAUCUAUACCUGGAUGUUAAUGCCAGUCUUGUGGUGCCCUUCGCCUCCCUCAGCGCCUCUCGGAGGCUGCUGAAGCCUUUUCUCGUGCGCUCAUAGUGAGACACCUGGGGGGCAGUGGCGGUAAAUAUCAUUUAACACUGGUGACUCUUGUACUCAUCACAUGACCUGACCUCAUGGCAUGUCCUCGCUCAACCCCUUUGUGCCACUCUUUCUUUAUCACCUUCGCACACACACACAUACAACACACACACUCACACACGGCUCCUCUGACUGCAGCAUGGCAAAAGAGUUGGCAUGGCAAACCUACUAUGCUUCAUAACUGAGUAUUUACAAAGUGGUGAAUUAUGUUUUUUUUCUUGUUACUGACAUAAUGACUGUUUUGUGGAAAUGCAGCACAGUGUAUGUGUGUGCGUGUGUGUGUACGUGUGUGUGUACUCAGAAAGGGAAGAACACUGCUCUCUGAGCAGGAUAAAUGUCGGGCCUCAAAUGUGCUGUUGCCACUAUCAGGAGAAGCAGUGAGCUGGUGCACAAUGUUAGUUAAAAGGGUCACUUUAUUUGCCUUUACUGUAAUGUCUCAUCUCGUCACUGAAGUGAAUGGAAAGAGGUUUUAUCUUCUCCACAUUAUGCUGUAUUCGCCAUCAGCUAUCUGUACAUUAAAAUGCUUUUUUGCUCCUCUACAUAUUGUAACAUGUCAGUAUUGACCUCCCUCUGCUGAAAACCUCUGAUUCAUGAAAUUGAAAUACAAAGACUUUCGAUUGCACCAUAAAUCAGGAAUAGAAAAAAAGUAACAGUGCCAUUUGUCCAUCCCUGUCCAUGUGCAGACUACUGACUGUCAGUUAGUAUCAACCGUAACCUCUGCACCAUGAUAACAGCUUCACGUUGCCAUGGCAAAGCCCGUCGUUGGGUCACAACUGCACAACUGGUGCUUCGGCCCUGUUGCUGUACGAGCCUGUGGUCAGUUAUCUCUGCAGCCAGUGUGCGCUGCUGAGUAGUGAUACAGUUUUACAGAUGGCUGAUAUUAUCAUCUCAGGGGCAGAUCACCCCCCCAAAUCAAACAUACAUAUUUUCCCUCUUACCUGUAGCCCUGUUUAUCAGUCUAGAUUGUUGUGAUGUGAGUUGCUGAGUGUUGGAGAUAUCAGCCGUAGAAAUGAAAGUGAAAUUGCUCAAGUGUGGGGUGGUUUUUUUUUUAGCACUACAAAGCGAGAGCAGGCAGACAUCUGUGAUACACCGACACAUUCUCACUCUGACCUUGUCGCACAUUGACGUUUGGUCAUGGACUUUCCACCUCGAGAGAUACAACCUGCAAGGUACCCUGGGUGUGUUGGUUGUUGACGUUCUGGGACACCGUGUCAAGGUCAUUUCUUUCAACAUACACUUCUACGUUCACAGGAACUUUAAUGUUUACUUACAGUCUUUUUCAAAAUAAACGCACUACAUCAGUACAA
Messenger RNA from Epinephelus fuscoguttatus (brown-marbled grouper), 5174 nucleotides. RefSeq names its product RAB3D, member RAS oncogene family, b (gene rab3db). Bases 383 to 1051 code for a protein of 222 amino acids. The transcript has 5 exons. The record is from RefSeq and is a predicted model, not a curated record. Gene Ontology annotation, biological process: protein secretion; protein localization to plasma membrane; regulation of exocytosis. NCBI's taxonomy places the organism in Eukaryota, Metazoa, Chordata, Actinopteri, Perciformes, Serranidae. Gene Ontology annotation, cellular component: plasma membrane; endosome; synaptic vesicle. Gene Ontology annotation, molecular function: GTPase activity; GTP binding.